AUGCCGCUCCGGUCCGAGUGGCCGCCCGGCUCCGACCCGCCGUCCCCAGCGGGCACGAGCGAGAUUCCAUGGUGGAAGCAGCGUGUUCUCAGCCCGGGAGCUCCAUCGAUCGCCGUAGUUGAGAGGGAGGUUGAGGUGGCAUCGCUGCGGGAUGAGCUGAGGAGCGCACGCCGGCAUCUUGAGGCGGCUGCCCGGCGAGAGGCAAUGCUGAGGCAGGCGCUGCAGCAGGCGCAUCAGGAUGAACCUGCAAACCCCGGAUUGGGAGGAAAUGCUCCUUUACCCAGCCUCGAGAGUCGGUCGCGUCCCAGCUCGGAGCCUCGGUCCGUCCCACUAUCCAAAGGCUUUGGCACGCUGGGGGAACCGGCACCGGCACCACCGCGACAUCAAGCGCAGGGCGAAGCUAUCGAGGCGAUGUGGCUUGGGCUGAGGGACGAGGCAGUUCGCCCGUUGCUACCCUCCGUCGUCAAGGAGGCGAUUCGCGCCGAGGUGGCGAGGCGGGUGCCACUGCGCCGCCGCCGGUCGUCGAUAGGCGGCGCGACCGGCCAGGAGGGUCUCGUGCUCGAGCUCGCGCGUGCCGUCACCGCCGAUGUCCUCGCCGAGGAGGGCCGUGCGGCCGUGCUGGCUGCGCUCCGGGCAGUCGCGCAUGAUUACACCGCGCAGAUGCGAGCGGAGCGGGUGUUCGCCUCUCUGCUGACCGAGGUGAUGCGCGAGGAGCUAGAGGGAGCGCGCUAUCGCAGCAGCGCAGCCUCACCGAGAGAUCGGGAGGCGACCGUGACCCUGCCUCGCUAUGUCUGGACAAACGACACUCCGCCACUGUUGGCCGACGUGCUCAGGGGCGGGCCAGCCGGCCUCAUCUACAAGUGGAGGUCCGAGACGCUCAGCCAGUGCACGCUCGAGUUGCUCCUCGAGCCACACAUUGAGCUCGUCGCCCGUGCGGCGCUCCGGGAGGUGCGAGGUGCGCACGCGCGGCGGCGUGAGGCGGAGGAGCGUGAGCUUGUGACCGAACGCGCCGUGGCGACUGUGAUCGAGCCUCUAAUUCUCGAGAGGUUCACGCAGCUGGUGGCGACGAGAGCAGAGCCGCUGAUCCUGCAGCGACACGCGGCGCAGUGGCUCGACGAGCUCUGUGCGGAUGCGCUUUUCGAGCAUGCGCUCGCGCAGGCGGGGAGGCACGCCGAGCUCGAGGCGAGCCCGGUACUCGCUCAGACGCACCGCGAGCUGGCGCAGGAGGCGAUGCUCGACGAGAUGAUUGAGCAGGUGCUGAGCAUCGUCCCAUCCGGGCUGCACCCCGGCGCGGUCCCGUUGUCUCCGGAGGAGACGGACGAGGACGAGAAUGGCGAGGGGUGA
Molecule: messenger RNA, 1344 nt
Organism: Emiliania huxleyi CCMP1516
Lineage: Eukaryota; Haptophyta; Isochrysidales; Noelaerhabdaceae
Exons: 1
Coding region: 1-1344 (447 amino acids)
Source: RefSeq, a predicted model, not a curated record